GCGGCCAAGGGAGUCCUGGGCAACCAAUGCUAUUAAUUGGAGUUGAGCAAUCCUUUUCAGUUGACAAUUCCUUUCCUUUCCAGUCAGCAGAAACGCUGUGAUGCGGUUUCUCAGACCAACUGUGGGUAAAAUUCUCUAACAGACGCUUUCUCAGUUGUUCUGCGAUAGCUUCAAGAGGAGGAAGAAGAAGGGGGAGAAGAAGGCUCACACAACAACAUGAGGGGAGACUUGUCAGCCAUUCUUUUCCUGCUGGUGCUCCUAUUCUCUGUGGCCAUCUUCAAUUCUUACAAUGGCAGUGGCACAAGCUCCUCCGUCCUCCCCUUCUUUCGUCUCUCCUCUGUGACUAUGUCUGCCCUCGCUCCCACUGAUUCUGCUCCAACAACUAUGCCUGCCCCGGCUCCCACUGAUUCCGCUUCCGCAACUAUGUCUUCCCCAACUCCUGCCGAUUCUGCUGCUGCACCGAUGCCUGGGUCUGCCCCUGCACCUGUGCCUGAGUCCGUCCCUGAAAUGCCCAACGCCACACCCAGCACCGUCUCCAAUGCUUCAGCGAUUACAGAGAAGACGAGAAGCAGCGUUGUUGAGAUGAGCAGGUUGGAGAAGAUGGAGGAGGGCCUUGCCAGGUCGAGGGCUGCCAUUAGAAGGGCCGUUCUGGGGCGAAACUACACUUCUGAUCGGAAGCGCCGGGGCUUCGUGCCGAGGGGGUCCAUCUACCACAACUCUUACGCAUUUCAUCAGAGCUACGUAGAGAUGGAGAAGAGGCUGAAGAUAUGGAUCUACAAGGAAGGGGAGCCACCCAUUUUCCACGAUGGUUCUAGCAUGGGCCUGUAUUCGAUAGAGGGCCAAUUCAUCCAAGAGAUGGACAAGAAGAGGCUGCCCUUCAUCACCAAUGAUCCAGAGCAGGCCUUGCUCUACUUCCUCCCAUUCAGUGUUGAAAGAAUGGUCAGGUUCUUUUACAAGAAGGGCAGUACUGUGAACGUUGUAAAACUCAUCUCGGUCGUGAUCAGUGAUUAUGUCCAGGUGGUAGCAAACAAAUACUCGUAUUGGAACAGCUCCAACGGUGCAGAUCAUUUCAUGGUUGCCUGCCAUGACUGGGCGCCAAAAGCUACAGUAAAAGAAGAAGUAGUCAGAAGUUUGAUCAGGGUGAUGUGCAAUGCCAACACCUCAGAAGGCUUCAACCCUAGAAAGGAUGCACCACUCCCCGAAUUCAACUUCAUGUUUCGUCUCCCCACCGUCGUCCGAGUCCCAACUCCACCUUCUUCAAAAAGGAUGUUGGCAUUCUUUGCAGGAGGCAACCAUGGCUCUGUCAGAAAGUUCCUCUUCGAACAGUGGGAUGGCAAGGACCCCCAAAUUCAAAUCUUUCAACGCUUGGCCGUGGGCCAAAAUUACAGGGAGUACAUGAUGAACGCCAAAUACUGUCUCUGCCCAAGUGGGUAUGAAGUCGCCAGUCCCAGGCUCACUGAAUCCAUACUAGCUGGUUGCGUGCCGGUGCCGAUUUCCGAUGGCUAUGUGCUCCCCUUCAGUGAUGUUCUAGAUUGGUCUCAGUUUUCAGUUCGAAUUCCAGUUCAAAAGAUACCCAAACUUAAAGAGAUUCUGAGCAACAUUCCUGAACAUUCAUACUUGAAGUUGCAGGCAAAUGUUAUGAAGGUUCAGAAGCACUUCGUGAUUAACGACCCUCCCAAGAGAUUUGAUGUUGUGCAUAUGUUGUUUCAUUCCAUAUGGCUAAGAAGACUUAAUCUGAGGUUAUAUGAUCUGUAGCCAUCCUUCUUAUAUUUGCUUGUCUAUUCUCUAUUGUUAGCAUUAUGUGAGGUUAUUUCCAUUUUGCGAUGUUCU
This is a messenger RNA of Nymphaea colorata (pocket water lily), 1830 nucleotides long. RefSeq names its product probable glycosyltransferase At5g20260. Lineage: Eukaryota; Viridiplantae; Streptophyta; Magnoliopsida; Nymphaeales; Nymphaeaceae. The coding region runs from base 217 to 1755 and encodes 512 amino acids. Gene Ontology annotation, molecular function: glycosyltransferase activity. The transcript is spliced from 4 exons. The record is from RefSeq and is a predicted model, not a curated record.